Messenger RNA from Chilo suppressalis (striped riceborer), 2001 nucleotides. The record is from the annotation of a GenBank genome assembly. NCBI's taxonomy places the organism in Eukaryota, Metazoa, Arthropoda, Insecta, Lepidoptera, Crambidae.
AUGCUGUAAUUGGAAAGCUACCUGAAUGUAGAGAAAGAGCUGUAAUAAUGAAAUGUGACAAUGUUUCGGAACAUUUACGGAAGGAAGAAAAUCAAUAACGGUCUGAGUAUCUUUUAUCUCUUUCUAAUUUUAUAUCAUCGCUCACUUACUCACCCUUAUUUUGACACGAACACAACCGUAUCCGGUUUUCCUUCAAAAACCUCAGAGCCCAAAUACAACCCAAAUACCCUUAUGGAUUUUAGUAUUAAACAGGUAUUUUCUUACGUGACUCGAGAGUGAAUGGAAUAAUAAGCGUGCUUGACAACAAGUUUGUAAACAAAAAUACAAGGCCUUGUUAAAUCAAUUUCUUUAGAAAUUGCGAUGUCUAAAGUAACUAAUGUUAACUCAAGUUUGGCAUACGAAAUACUUUUGUAUUUAAAUAGUUUUUAUUUAGGUAUGUUCUUCGUUUGUGAAGUAGCCAUGGGAAUAUUAAAAGCGAUAAAUGUUUCAUAUCCAGAAAACGCUUUAAUAACAGAAGCAGGAAUAUUCUCAGCACUUUGCCUUGUUGAAGUAAUUCGCAUAUUCCUAGGACGACGCGGAAAUUUGGCUAGCAAAAAAAUUCCAGUAUUCUUCUCUGUGAUACUAACCAUACCCUCAGCAGUAGGGGUAUGUUAUUUUCUUAUAUACCAAACAUACAUUCUUCGCUUAGAAUAUAUCUGGUGUGCAGUGAUGCUCAUGUUUCAUGCUCUCGAGCUAGCAUUUGCAAUCCUUUUUAUCUUCACUGUAUGCAAAAAUCAACAGUUUGAAUAGAAAAAAUCUGAAAGUAACUCAAUGCCAAGGAGAUACUGACGCUGCCAAAGUUUAUGGACUGAACAAUAUUGACAAAGUAUAUUGAUACCUAUAUAAAAGUGCUGUUUGAGAUUUUUGGCACAUGUUCCAGUUUUCUGAUUCUAGUUAGUAUAAGUUAUUUUUAUAAGCUAAUAGAUUAUAGUAACAAAACACUUAAAAUAUAUUCCAUUUAGGCCUGAUUAAGCAUAUUGCCUAAUACUUUAAACACAAUUUGAAAUGUAUAAAGACUGCUAUUAAGUGUAUAAGUUUAGCUAAAAUUAAAGGAAACCCAUUCUAUGUACGGAUAGUUUCAGGGCAGUAUGCUGUUUGUAGUAAUUUUCUUUUCCCCUACAAAUUAUAUAUGAAUUUUGUGGCCCAUAAUUCUAUUUAUUUCUUAAAUGGAUAACAUGAUGAUAAUGGAUAAAGUUAAAAAUAACAUGAAUAAAACAUUGUGUUAACUAACCAUUACUUUUAUUCUAGUUUUACCCUAAUAAUACAUUUUCAAUUUUCUGGUGGAGUGAUAUGAUCAGGCAUUUUUGUACAUUCUACUUUGGUAAUUUUUAAAGCACAGCCCUCUGGAAGAUUUCUCUCAAUGUAUUCUAAAUAAGUGUCAGAUGUGGAACCAGUGAGCCUCUGCAAGUGAAUAAAUCUGAAAUAUGUACGUAUUUCAUAUUGGACUCUGUGUUUCUUGUAUAUAUGAACACAUCUGAGAAGGGUGUGUCUUUCUUUUUCUGCUUUUCGUAAUGCCCAAUUUUUAGUCACUUCAAUGCCUAAGUGAGAUGCAGCUGCUACACAAAACCAUGAGUAGCUAAGCAACACUGCGGGGUCGAUGCCUCGCAUUUCCAAUUCUACUCUUUUAAUUAAUUUAUCCAAUUCUACUGCAGCUGGUGGCGCAGUAUCCAUCUUUGGUUGAGGAACGAUAGGAGCUCCUGAGAGUGGACGCAAGUUCCCAUAUUUAGUAUUAAUGGUACUACGCAAAGGCACCGAACGAAGACAACCCCUGAUCACGUUCAUGAUUAUAACAAUUAGUAGAAUGUAAAAAUGAGAGGUUUAUUCAAACAAAAACUAUCUGAGGCUAGGAUAUCAUACAAAUGCAGACCAGUGAGCGAGUAAUAUUUAUGUUGCAGACAAUGUGCAGACAAUCAAUCAUCUGCUGCGUUCUAACUUACGCUCCAAAAACUGCAAAUGUCAAAU